CGACAACUGCGCGAGCUGUGGCCACCAGACUGCCAUCAGAUUGGCUCGUGCAAGAUAGCUUGCAGACGAAGAUAAUGCUAAAAAGGUAGCCCUCUAGAUGCCGAGCCAGCUUCUCUCCCUCUUCGGGCCGUUACCUGCUCGUAAGCUUGAAGAAUUUGUACUUUCGCUACAAGCGCUCGCUGGUACACACGUUCAGCAGUUCAAGACGUACACACAAGUCUUGAAGGAUGAGGCAACGCCGAGACCUAGUGACUGGCUUCGUCUCAGUGCGAGUGUGCCUAUGGAUGCUGAAGAUGCGUCAUGGACACAGAAGGCUACAUUCUCUAUUGAUAUGAUUGAUUCGCCAGAAAUGGUCAAGCGGCCCGUCACUGUGCGUACAGUGCAUCAUUGUCCAGUGUAUGAGGGAACAGCAGACCAGUUUCUUGCACAGUUGGGAUUCAAGCAUCACUAUGCCUACAUCGAACAAGGCUACCGACUCACCCUGACUCACCGGUUGACGGUGUCCAUCUAUCAAGUCUGGAAACCGCUCGAGCACUUGAAUCCCGUGAAUGCCACGCUGGUUGGUGAUGAACAAGUCUGGCUUGUGCAGUGUGAUUUCACGACGGGUAAAGCAGGGGAUGUGAUGGAGCUGAACAGGGGCGUUGCUGGGCUUGUUCAAUUUCAGAGAGAGGUUGCAGGGUAUGUGAGUCUGCAGGCAAAUAGCGAGCAACUGAGGUAGACUGCAAGUAUACACCUAUAGAUUGACAGCAGCACAAUGAGUAGACACAGAAGAUACGUG
Protomyces lactucae-debilis is the source of this 778-nucleotide messenger RNA. RefSeq names its product Med18 protein-domain-containing protein. Gene Ontology annotation, molecular function: transcription coregulator activity. The transcript is spliced from 2 exons. Bases 98 to 718 code for a protein of 206 amino acids. The record is from RefSeq and is a predicted model, not a curated record. Gene Ontology annotation, cellular component: mediator complex; core mediator complex. Lineage: Eukaryota; Fungi; Ascomycota; Taphrinomycetes; Taphrinales; Protomycetaceae. Gene Ontology annotation, biological process: termination of RNA polymerase II transcription; regulation of transcription by RNA polymerase II.